AUGAUAUCCACACACUCGUUCAAGUCACUCGUUUUAACCAGCCUUGCUCUCCUCGGCUGCUCUCCACUCGUUCACGCCGCACCCUGGAUAAUCACUGAAGCAAACCAAGCUGUCCCCACAACAAUAGUCAGCUAUGACCUGGACGAUAACCUCGUCACAAAAACAACCACCUCCGUCGAAGCAAUCAUUCCAACAGUAACAUCCCUCCCGGAAGCCCUGUCAACAAUCACCCAAACAAACACCGGAUACGGCUACACCAUCACCGCCGUCGAAAAACUAUACCCCUCCGGCGUCGGCACAGCCAUCGACCUCAACGCCGGUUACUACGAAGACUACUACAGUUCCAACGCCUACCACACAACCGUCUUCGUCGUCGACCUAACCUAUACCGCACCAACAGGCUGCUCCUCAACAUGGACAACAACUACAGCCGCAACGCUCCGCGCCUUGCCUACAACUCUCUCCGCCCUCCUCCCACGAACCAGGACAUCUGUCUCCUUAUCUGUUGACACGAGCAUCGCCUUUCAACCAACGACAUACACAUACGAUCAGAUCUGGGUAGACCCCACCCAAGUCCCAAGGGCCACUCUCGCCUCCCUGCGAAACGUAAACUCCCCGCCAUCCACCCUUUACGGCGCGGGCUCAAACUGCUACUACCACUACACCUACUCCGACGGCACGGACAGUUCAUCCAAGUACGACCCCAACACGGGCCUAAGCUCCGGGCCCACCUCCAAUUCCAAUUCCAAUUCCAACGCUGACCCCAACAGUGGCUACUACAAUAACUACUACUACUGGGACAACUACGACGAAUGGAACGGCAAAUACUAUGGUGGCAUCAGUCUCCUCGCAGUCAUCCUAAUCAGCGUCCUCGGCUGGAUAGGCCUAUGGUUCCUCGCCGGCAUUUUGGAAGCAUGGAUCCGAUUCCGCAGACUAAUGCUGGGAUGGCAGACGCGCCGUGGACUACCGGUAUGCUGGGCGUUUACAAUUCUCCCGCUCUCGCUGUGCUGUCUCUGGGGAUUUCGAAAGGGCUACCGCGCGCGUAGUGUCGACGAUGCGGCUAUCUUGAAAGAGAGGUGGGAGAAGAUGGGCUUUUGGAGGAAGUUUUGUCUGUUUUGGGUUUGGGGCUUUCGGUACAAGUAUCCGACUGUUUUGGGGCCGCCGCCGCCGAAGGUUAGGGUUUCGAAACGUCCGGGUUAUGCGUGGGGUGGAUAUGGGUAUGGGAAUGCUGAUGGGGUGCAUCCGGCGCCGUUGUUGGGGGCCGAGGAUAGUCCUUUGCCUAGGGCUGUUGUGCCUGAGGCGUCUGGUGCGCUGCACGAGGGUGGGGGUGAAGGGGAGAUUGGACGGGCUAGUUCUCGUUAA
Molecule: messenger RNA, 1362 nt
Organism: Penicillium manginii
Lineage: Eukaryota; Fungi; Ascomycota; Eurotiomycetes; Eurotiales; Aspergillaceae
Exons: 2
Coding region: 1-1362 (453 amino acids)
Source: RefSeq, a predicted model, not a curated record